Molecule: messenger RNA, 860 nt
Organism: Colletotrichum godetiae
Lineage: Eukaryota; Fungi; Ascomycota; Sordariomycetes; Glomerellales; Glomerellaceae
Exons: 3
Coding region: 177-635 (152 amino acids)
Source: RefSeq, a predicted model, not a curated record
CUCACAUGGAAUUCAUUUCUUCAAUAAAAAGGGUUCUUGAUGUUCAAGCGACUUGACAGCAUAAAGUUCAUUCAUUUAUCAAAGGACUCGCAGCACAAAAAGGCCCCAGUUAGCUAAAGACCCCUAUUCCGACAAAAGCCCCCACGCAAGCUAAAUUUAGACGAGUAACCAUAGUCAUGGGUCAAACGAACAGCAUCUCGGCAGAGAUUGAAAUCCAGGCCCCGCCGUCGGCAGUGAGAUCAGUGUUUCUCAAGUUCAGUAAAUACAAGCAGUGGAGUCAGAAGUGGGCUUUCGAGCCGACUGAGCCGGGAAAGGAUCCCUCGGAUCUCAAGGACGGCGAUAAGAUCAAGGUUGACAUGGGAGGGAUGGCUUUCAGUCCGGUCAUCAUGGAAAACACAAUAGAGACGCUCCAAUGGGUGGGGUCGAUUCCGCUCUUGUUCACCGGCAAACAUGAGUUCUGGUUCAACCCAAGUGAGCAAAACUCUGGAGGCACCAAGUUUAUCCAGGUUGAGGAGUUUCGUGGCCUGUUGGCGUUUCUUAUGGCACCAAGGUGGGGUUUCAGGCAGAAGACUCUCGUCGGAUGGAACCAGUUCAAUGAAGAUCUGAAGAAGGAAGUUGAGAGACGCCCAUUCUGAGGCGUAAUUCGUCUCGAUCAAAGACUCUUGGCGAACACUAAGAGACAAGCAGAUGGUUUAAGGGUUGGAACUGAAUAUGACUGAAAUGAACUUUUGAUGAUAAACAAACGCUGUUUCCUCAGACUAGUUUACAUACUGUCGGAUUGGAAGUCCAAUUCGACCUCGGGGCAAGCGCCCGCGCAGGGACCACUUACAACCCAUACUUGCGAGAAUCGCAGCCUGCCC